This is a messenger RNA of Malaclemys terrapin pileata, 2376 nucleotides long. RefSeq names its product serine protease 27-like. Gene Ontology annotation, molecular function: serine-type endopeptidase activity. Gene Ontology annotation, biological process: proteolysis. The transcript has 6 exons. The record is from RefSeq and is a predicted model, not a curated record. NCBI's taxonomy places the organism in Eukaryota, Metazoa, Chordata, Testudines, Emydidae. The coding region runs from base 38 to 1030 and encodes 330 amino acids.
UAGUUUUAGCUAAGAGAGGACCAGGUGAGGCUGGAUCAUGGGACAUCUCUGCUCCCCACUGGCCAUAGCACUGCUGGCAAUGAGCCUGGCUCAGGGUGCUCAGGGGAGUCAGAAUCAGACAGGCUGUGGCAAGCAGUUGGUCUCAGGGCGCAUCUUGAAUGGUCAAGAUGCCAAGGCUGGGGCCUGGCCCUGGCAGGUCAGCGUGCGGCAAAAUGGCUCCCACAUCUGCGGCGGUGCCCUCAUCUCUGAGAGCUGGGUGGUGUCAGGAGCUCAUUGCUUCGAUCCAUCUGUAGCCAAUUCAUCAUAUCGGGUGCAGCUCGGUGAAAAACGGAUUGUCAGUGAGACCCCAACCCAGACGUUCUCAUCGGUGAAGCAGGUGGUCCCCCAUCCCAACUACAACAGUAGCACUUUUCUUGCCGACAUCGCCCUGGUGGAGCUGGAGAAGCCAAUUGCCUUCACGGCCACCAUCAGCCCCGUGUGCCUGCUUGAUGCCUCCAUCCAUGUGCCUGCUGGAGACACCUGCUGGGUGACUGGUUGGGGGAACAUUCACCCCCAAGAGAGUUCUUCCCUAGCGGAGACACUGCAGGAGCUGGAGGUGCUCACCGUAGACUCCACGAUCUGCAAUGAUCGCUUCCGGGAAGCAUUACAAAAGCCUGUAGGUGACAACCCCAUCAAAGACGACAUGAUGUGUGCCGGGUACAUGGAAGGCUAUAAAGGGACGGCCCCGGGUGACUCCGGGGGACCCCUGGUGUGUGAGGAGAACGGGACCUGGUACCUUGCUGGGAUUGUGAGCUGGUUACUGAAGACAACACUGAACAGUGUUGCUGCUGGUUACCCUGGGGUCUACAACCGCCCGAAUGCCUACAACGAUUGGAUCGAGGAGAAUGUGCCUGGUGUGACUUUCAUGGUGGUGAACUUCACUCUGAACAGUGCCAGUCCAUCUACUACCGUCACUACGAACAGUGCUGGACCCUCUGCCAGCAUCCCCAAGGUCCUUCUCCUCAUUGUGCUUUUGUGGUUGACCCUGUGACUCCCCUUCCUAGACUGGGUCCCCAUCCGACACCAGCCCUUUCUCACCCUUGAUGCCGAGAGACCAUGUCACCAGUGACACUAGACCCUAGUAUUUACACCCUACACACUAUCGUAACAAUCUUUGUGAAAAAUGCACUUUGUGAGGUAUGAUCUGAAAACUAAUAACUCUCUGAUCAUUCAUAUCCUUGGGUGAUGUACGUACACAAGGGUUGUUAAGGGUUAUGGACAUACCCUGUGUGACAAGGUUCCUCCUCUGCCUUGGUGGGUCCUGCGCUUUUUGGCGGAUUUGCUCGCCUCCGAGAUCACGGCAGCCCUCAGUUUGGCCACUUUUGCUAGAGGCUCAAACCUGCCGUUCACUCAGCUCACCUCAUCAUUGGCCAGCAAUGGGGGGAAACGGAGAACAAUCCCCGCAGUCUGUGUCCCACCUAGUGGGUCGGGGACAGGCCAGAUCCCUUUCCAAAUUAGACCUUCCCUUCUGGUGUUUCUCACAGAGCAGGUCAACUCCUCCUGUGUCCGAUCAGGAGUUGGGGGGGAUGGGGGAACCCGAGCCUGCCCUCGACACCGGGUUCCAGCCCAGGGCCCUGUGGAUAGCAGCGGUCUACAAUGUUCCCUGUAUCAGCUGCGUGACUGCAACAACUCCCUGAGCUAUUUCCCCAUGGCCUCCUCCCAACACCUUCCUUAUCCUCACUGCAGGAUCUUCCCCUUGAAGCCUGAUCACACUUGAACUCUUCACACCUUCUUACUCCCUGCUCCUUGCACACACCCCCACUAACUGAUGGGAGGUCCUUUUUAAACCAGGUGUCCUGAUUAGCCUGCCUGCCAUAAUUGAUUCUAGAAAGUUCUUAAUUGGCUCCCGGUGUCUUGAUUAGCUUGCCUGUCUUAAUUGGUUCUAGCAGGUUCCUAGGGCAGCCCCUGCUCUGGUCACUCAGGGAACAGAAAAUUGUUCAUCCAGUGGCCAGUAUAUUUGCCUUCUACCAGACUCCUGUACCCCACUGGUCUGGGUCUGUCACAACUGGACUGGUCACUAAAAUGUGUUCAAACUAGGUGUGUCAGGCGGAGUUGUUAAACAGGUCUCUCCUAAAGAAAGGACUGUGUUUAGCUCCAUUUCCUAAGCAGCACACAAACCCAUUGAACUAAAAGGGGCGGCGGCAAAAACCUCACGCUGACAAGUGGGGGACAAGACAGCCUAGUGUCUACACCCAGCAGGAGAGAGAAGCUCGGGCUGGGUUUUACUUUUCAGAAGGAUCCAUUGCAAAGAUUUACUGGGCUGAACUUCAAGUGAUAAGCUACUGAAUUAACUGUACAUCACCUCCCGCCCACCAGCGGCCCCACCAAUCAGCUCCU